AACGGGGGAAAUAAUGAUUCUAUCAAAAUAACUGAAGAUUUUGAGCAAAUGCACAAAUUUGACUUAAGGAUUGCUGAGAAUGGGCACUGUACAUUAUCUUGUUCUGAAAGUCCAUUUGGAUGUAAAAUAGAUUGGUACAAAGAUAUGAAGUUAUUGAACACAUCAUACCGAAAUAACAUGGCUGAUAAGAGAGAAGAACCUCAUAUCACUAUUGAUCUAUUUGAUACACUAUACAUUUUACAUGCAACUAAAAACGAAGAAGGCAAUUAUACAUGCACAAUAGAUAAUGUCAAAGCUCGAGAAUAUUCCAUUAAAGUGGUGUCAAUGGCUAAAAUGUUGAAUCAAGAUUUUAUUCGCUAUUCUAUCUAUUUGGGAUUUAUACUAUCAUUAACGUUCACAUGCUACUGCGCUGGUUUGUGUGUAGCUUGGCACCGAAGAACAUCUUUUGCAGAUCCGAUGAAUCUCAACUAUGGAAAAAAGUUUCAUAAUGGUGGUAAUUGUGAACGUGAAACACUUUUAAACAAAGAUUAUUAUUAAUAAAUAAUAAAGGACGUGA
Molecule: messenger RNA, 556 nt
Organism: Ostrinia furnacalis (Asian corn borer)
Lineage: Eukaryota; Metazoa; Arthropoda; Insecta; Lepidoptera; Crambidae
Exons: 4
Coding region: 49-537 (162 amino acids)
Source: RefSeq, a predicted model, not a curated record